GCUAGCCUCACUUUAAUUCCCUUUGGAUUUAUCUCUCCAUUAGCCUCCAAUUAUUCAUCUCCUUCACUAAUCCAAACCCCUUAUCGCGGUCGCAGCUGAGUCGUAUUCCGCCAUUUUAACCUUAGGCCAAGCCUGAUCGAUCUUCGCCUCCCCGAUUUUGCUCUCCUCCAUCAUGAAUUUUGGCCCGCACAAGCUGUCCCUCUUGCCCAUGCUAUCCUUCUGUGUUCCCAGAAGAUAACACCGGCCGAUUCUUGCUUCCUUUUACCGGGAUCCAGGUUUCAGAUCCCAGAUUUUGCCGAGUCAACGGGAGAUCUGCUGUUAUUGGUCUUCAACCCCUGCAACGUCUUGCAUCGGUGACUGCGUGGCGGUGCAGCUUAUCCCUCCGUCGGAUUUCUAGAUCACAAAAGAAGCGAAAAGAGCAGAGCUCCUGUGGGUACCCCUCCCGGGUGGUGGUUAUAUGUGAGAGAAAAGUCAUCACGUCUCGUGCUACACCGAGAUCGCUGGUCCUCCAUGGACGAGGAAGAAGACGUACGCCCGAGGCGUAUUAAACCCGGCGCGAGAUUCCUCUCGGGCCUUCGUUCACUGCAGCGGUGGUUGGUUUUCCUAAAGUCCAAGAUCCCUUUCCUGAGAGAGAUCCAUGUCAACUUCAUCUUCCUCCAUUACGUCUACAUUCUUUCCUGGAUCAUCAUCGGAUCCGUCAUCGUUUACCCCAGUGCAAACCUCCGCUAUAUCGAUGCUCUUUUCUUCGCAGCUGGGGCCGCUACGCAGUGCGGUCUGAAUCCGGUGGAUUUCAAUUUGUUGCGUACAUACCAGCAGGUCAUUCUAUAUAUCAUAUCCAUGUUUACAACCCCCAUUUUCAUCAAUUCCUGCGUGGUGUUUUUUCGUCUGUAUUGGUUCGAGAAGCGCUUCGAGAAUGUCGUUCGCGAGGCCAAAGAGACGCGUCGCUCCCGCGCAAGAACCUUCACCUUCACCAGCAAGGAUGAGCGCGAUGUUGACCGGGAAGAAAGGGGCAUCGGGGGUCGACCGAUCGUUGUUCUUCGCGAUGAAGCGGGAGAGGCCCGCGGCCGGGGCCUGAACCACCCCGUGGCCAAGACGUCCGAUAAUGGCAACUCCGAGUCCGAGACCGAGUCACCCUCAGGGCGCAGCGCUGCCGACCCCAUUGACCAUGAGAAGCAUUCCUCAGACUUUCCUCACCGAUUUGGAUUGGGGAACUUGCGAGUUCCUGUUCAGUUGAGUCCCGAACAUCAUAUCGCCUUCCUGGAGAAACAGCGGAAGAACCGAGGUGCUCUACGGAUUCCCAGCCCCCGGGAGUAUGACCGUGGUGGAGGGCCGCAGACAUUGGAAGACGAGGAGGAUAGUAUUACCCGAACCGACACCCAUCAGUCUAGGUCUGCAAAUGGAUCCGACGUCACCGACACGAUAAGUCCACUUGAUAACCAGCAUGUCAUGUUCACCGAGCCGGAUAUGUCGCGCACGCGAACACGAGGGACGACCAUUCCUCGAACAGAGACUCGUGCUAGCUGGCGUGACAACUUCACGCGGCCGUGGCAUCGAGUCCGCCCGCUGCAUACCAUACGGAAAUCAUUGACGGGGGAGAGAGAUCGGACAACCUUACCGUAUCUCAGUUGGAAUGCUACUGUCGGUCGCAAUUCUAGAUUCUUCGACUUGACCGAGGAACAGAGAAACGAGCUAGGCGGGAUUGAGUACCGCGCCCUGAAGACCCUGGCCGUCGUGCUGAUCAGCUACUACCUUUUCUUCCACAUCUUCGGGAUCAUCGGUCUUGUGGGCUGGAUUAUGUGCAAUUCGAAAUGGGGUUCCGUCGUCACACAAGAUGGACAAGGACGUCCGUGGUGGGGUGUCUUCAUGUCCCAGUCCGCCUUCAACGAUGUCGGGUUCACCUUGACUCCGGACUCGAUGAACUCCUUUCAAAACGCUGUCUGGCCCCUUCUGCUGAUGGCAUUCCUCAUCAUCAUCGGCAAUACCGGUUUUCCUUGCAUGCUUAGGUUGAUCAUCUGGGUCCUCUCAAAACUCGUAAGGUCAGGGUCCGCCCUCUGGGAGGAAUUGCGGUUUCUCCUCGAUCAUCCCCGUCGCUGUUUUACCCUCCUUUUCCCUCGGAAUGCAACAUGGUGGCUUUUUGCGAUUCUCAUUAUUCUCAAUGGGACAGAUCUGAUCUUAUUCAUCAUUCUGGAUCUUAACGAUGAGGCCGUCAUUGGUCUUCCUCCUGGCUACCGCGUCUUGGAUGGUUUCUUUCAGGCUGCAUCCACCAGAACUGCUGGUUUCGCGGUUGUCAACCUAGCAGAUCUGCACCCUGCCGUGCAAGUGUCCUAUUUGAUCAUGAUGUAUAUCUCUGUUUUCCCUAUUGCUAUCUCCCUGCGUCGCACGAAUGUGUACGAGGAGAGAAGUCUGGGGAUAUAUCACGACGAUUCGGCCGACGAAACUGAGGAACCGAACACUGCGCGCACUUACAUUGGAACUCACUUGCGCAAGCAACUUAGCUUCGACCUGUGGUAUGUCUUCUUGGGAUUAUUCAUUAUCGCGAUUGCCGAGGGCGGCCCUCUCCGAGAUACGAACAAGCCUGCCUUCGAAUUAUUCAGUGUUCUGUUCGAAGUUAUCUCCGCCUAUGGCACCGUCGGCCUAUCGCUCGGCUAUCCGAAUAGCAACGCCUCGUUUUCCGCCCAAUUCAAUGUCAUCGGGAAACUGGUUAUCAUUGCCAUGCAGAUCCGCGGUAGACACCGUGGCUUACCGUAUGCUCUUGACCGCGCUAUUUUGCUUCCGUCGGAGUCGCUCCACCAUGAGAUGUCGGAGGCAGACAAGAAGCCUUAUCGCAAACAGUCGACCGCCAGUGAUAUAUCUCGACGGCAAUCCAACGCGCAAAACCAACCGGAUGCUGGUAUUUCCACAGGGAUGGACGUGCAGGAUCACGCCCUACCUUCAGCAAUCAAUAAUCGGGAACCUAUCCUUCGUCGUCAGUCGACUUUACGAGGCUGAGAAGAGACUCCAGAUCUCAAUAGAGUUGCUGUCUCUAGCAAUGGCGUUUGUGGAUACCUUUCUGUCACUGGUGACUUAAACAUGUUCGAUUACAGCAGGACAUAUUUAUGGUGCAUACUUUGUGCCUGUAUUGCAUAUAUGCUUUUAAUAUUAGUAGCAUACUGUUUGACUGGUUGAUUUCCUUAUUGGAAGGAUGUGGAUGUUAUGUAAAUGACUCUGGCAAUAUGUCUCUUCUUAACCAUAAUUUCCCAGUAGUUAACUAAAUGUCAAAGAUUUGUCAUCAGCAGACAGAGGCUUCUGAUAGAUCUUUUCUGCAGGC
Molecule: messenger RNA, 3307 nt
Organism: Monascus purpureus
Lineage: Eukaryota; Fungi; Ascomycota; Eurotiomycetes; Eurotiales; Aspergillaceae
Source: the annotation of a GenBank genome assembly